Cajanus cajan (pigeon pea) is the source of this 1138-nucleotide messenger RNA. NCBI's taxonomy places the organism in Eukaryota, Viridiplantae, Streptophyta, Magnoliopsida, Fabales, Fabaceae. The record is from RefSeq and is a predicted model, not a curated record.
ACAAUCCAUAAUCCGUAUUCACCUCAGUAGUUAUUUCUGUGUAGCCCCUUUUACUCUUCCUUAACAUUCUCCUUUCACAACCUCUUUCCAACCAACCACCCUACGUUCCAAUAGCCGUUAACCACUUCACAUUUAUUUUUCCAUCAAAAUGUUCAAAACCAAACUAGUUAGCCAUGCAACAACAUCCAUUCAUCCAACACUGUUUUGUUCCAAUUAACCACCACACAACUAUAACAAUUGCUACCUAAAACCUCUUCACAACUUCCAAAUUCCAAAUGGGUUGCUGCUUCAGCACCCCUAACACUAAGCAACCCCAAAAGGGCCAAAAUGUCCCCAAACACCAACAACAACCACACCUAGGAUCUCACGAACAGAACUGCACAAUCCCACAACCCAUUGAAGAAGAAACAGUGAAAGAGGUCCUCUCGGAAACACCCAUCUCCAAACCGCAACAAGUUCCAAUUUUGACGCCACAAACGAAGACCCAAUUGCCCGUUGUUCAAAAUCCGAAGGUGCCCGUUAAGAAAGCGUGUGAAUCGAACGGCGAGAGCUUCUCCACCACCACCACCGUCACGGAAAACAGAGAAGACGAAGCCACGAGCAAGCGGAGCAAAGGAAUUCGCAACCGGAAGCGUUCUUGCGCCGUCGACGGCAACAGAAUCGGCGCCAGGGAACGGAGGACUCAAUCUCCGGCGAGAAAACCCGAAAUUCCGGCGAGGCCACGGCCGGUUCGCCGUAGGGAGCCCGACCAUCCCCACCGACAUUCCGGCGGAGCUCCCGUCCGGCGGUCAAGGCCGCUUUCGUGCGCUGACCGGAGUCAACUCCGGCCGACUGGAAGGGGCGGCCGGCGAGUUCCGGCGGCUAAGGGCGUUACGCAGGAAAACGACGGCGUUUCGGUGCAGGAGUCGCUGGAGAACCCGCAUGUGUCGUUGGAGUGCUUUAUUUUUCUGUAGUGUUUGGAAGUACGUUUCUUUUCUUUUCUUUCUUUCUUUGUUUCGAGAUUUUUGGUUUUGUAGAAGCGAUUUUCAGUGACAUGGCAUGUUUUCCAUUUCCAUGUUCUUGAUUUUCCUUGUGAGGUAUGUUGCUUGCUAAAAUGCUUCUGUAAAUACGAACAUCUCCAUAGAUGUUUCUCUUUUCA